This is a messenger RNA of Spinacia oleracea (spinach), 1892 nucleotides long. RefSeq lists its product as uncharacterized. The transcript has 10 exons. Gene Ontology annotation, molecular function: hydrolase activity, acting on carbon-nitrogen (but not peptide) bonds. The record is from RefSeq and is a predicted model, not a curated record. Bases 132 to 1538 code for a protein of 468 amino acids. Lineage: Eukaryota; Viridiplantae; Streptophyta; Magnoliopsida; Caryophyllales; Amaranthaceae.
GUUUGUCACUCUUUCGAAAAGAAAGUAAAAAAUCUACCGCCAAAAAAGAAAAAAAGAAGUUAAUUUCCGAAUAAACUCCGAUUCAACUGAAAAUCUUAAAAAACCAAAGAAACUCAAAAACACAAUCAACAAUGGAGUCCACUACGAUCACCAUCCUUCACAACGCACUGAUCGUAACAAUGGAUUCCGACCUCCGAGUGUUCGAGAAUGGCGCUAUCGUUAUCAAAGAUGAUAAAAUCACCGCAAUCGGAAAAUCUGACGACAUCCUUAGCCGCCAUUACCACCACUCCUCCGUCACUCUCCAUGACCUUCACGGCCAAUUCGUCCUACCUGGGUUUGUGAACACGCAUGUUCAUACAUCACAGCAGCUGGGAAGGGGAAUUGCGGAUGAUGUUGACUUGAUUACAUGGUUGCACGGUCGGAUUUGGCCUUACGAGUCUCAUAUGACUGAGGAAGAUUCCUUCAUCUCCACUUUGCUUUGUGGAAUUGAGCUCAUUCACUCUGGGGUGACUUGUUUUGCGGAAGCAGGGGGGCAGUACGUCUCUGGAAUGGCUAGAGCAGUAGAAACACUUGGCUUACGUGCAUGUUUAACAAAAUCUAUUAUGGAUUCUGGUGAGGGUCUGCCAGCGUUGUGGAGUGCUCAGACUACUGAUCAAUGUAUUCAGUCUCAGAAAGAACUUUAUGAGAAGCACCAUGGUACUGCAGAGGGGCGGAUCAGGAUAUGGCUUGGGAUUCGGCAAAUUUUGAACUCAACUGAUAGCUUGCUUUUGAAGACCAGGGACCUGUCUAGGGAGUUGAAAACCGGAAUUCACAUGCAUAUUGCUGAGAUUCCGUAUGAGAAUCAAUUUGUCGUAGACACCAGAAAAGUUGAUCAUGGAACAGUGACAUAUUUGGAGAAAAUAGACUUCCUUCAAAGCAAUCUACUGGCAGCUCACAGUGUUUGGGUCAAUGAUAAUGAGAUUGAUUAUCUGUCAAAAGCUGAGGUAAAAGUAUCUCAUUGUCCGGCUGCAGCAAUGCGGAUGCUUGGAUUUGCACCUAUAAGGAAAAUGAUUAAUGCUGGAGUUUGUGUCUCUCUUGGAACAGAUGGAGCUCCGUCGAACAAUAGGAUGAGCAUUAUUGAUGAAAUGUACCUAGCUUCGCUGAUAAACAAAGGACAUGAAGUUUUUAUAACCGGAACAACUGAUCCCACAGCACUCUCUGCUGAACUUGUCCUCAAAAUGGCAACUAUAGAUGGUGCUAAAACUGUGCUAUGGGACAAUGAAAUAGGGUCACUUGAAGUUGGCAAGAAGGCUGACAUUGUCAUUAUUGAUCCUUGCUCUUGGACUAUGGUUCCUGUUCAUGACUGCAUAUCUAGCCUUGUGUACAGCAUGCGAACUGAAAAUAUAGUAUCUGUUAUUUGCAAUGGAAAGUGGAUUAUGAAGGACAAGAAGAUCUUGAAUGUGGAUGAGGGGGAGAUCAUUUCACAAGCAAAGAAAGCUGCAAAAGAGCUUUUGGAGAGGGCUGGCAUUAGUAUUCCAAAGAGAAUGCAGAUGAUCUGAUCGGUUCUUCAGGAAAGCCCCCCUGCCUUGUUGAUGAUCUGAUCUGCCCACUCGCUUCACAAGAGAUUUUCUAAAAUGGCCAAUCCUUGGCAUUUGUUUAUGCAAGAAUGUGUUCAAAAGUAAAAAGAAUCUGUACUUUUAUUCUAUGAUCUUUGGAAUCCAUCUUGUUGUAAUCAUAGGUAGCAAGGAGGUAAGCGACUCGAUUUUGCUUCCUUGUAAAUGUGCUUGAUGGCAAUUAUGUUGCAUAUUUUGCAGAAAAUUGAUCAGAAAGUUGAUUAGAACUGCCAUAAUUAGUGUUGUGGAACACUUAUUGUGUUAUGGGUUAUAUAUAAGUUAUAACCAUUGUUUUUGUUA